AAGAGCUGAUUACAAACUGUGAUCUGAUUUUCUACUCACAAUUAAAUCGGGUGAAUGGAAAGAGCUUGGAUCUUGUGAUCAAGGUACUUUGGCUGAUUUCCCAAGGCGAAUGAAGGAAUGGCUUUAUACAAUCAUGAGCAAGAAAUAUCCAAAGCCCGCUGAUCACGAGAAGGACAAUUAUCACCAUGGUUGGAUUAAUGCGAUCAUCUGGAAGUUUUGUGAUUUAGACACUGAACCUCAUGAUAGGAAAGUCUCUCGACAUGAACUGUUUCCACUUCGAGCACCUUUAUUAUCAAUGGAACCUUGUAUUGGUCGAUUUUUGGACUCGUGUGACCCUAACGAUGAUCAUUUGGUGACCUUAGCUGAAUGGGGUAACUAUUUGGGCGUUGAAAAAGUAACGGAAAAAAAGAUCGACGAGAUCAUAAACAAUUAA
Panonychus citri (citrus red mite) is the source of this 433-nucleotide messenger RNA. Its product is annotated as SPARC-like. The transcript has 3 exons. Lineage: Eukaryota; Metazoa; Arthropoda; Arachnida; Trombidiformes; Tetranychidae. Bases 110 to 433 code for a protein of 107 amino acids. Gene Ontology annotation, molecular function: extracellular matrix binding; calcium ion binding; collagen binding. The record is from RefSeq and is a predicted model, not a curated record. Gene Ontology annotation, biological process: anatomical structure development.